Molecule: messenger RNA, 921 nt
Organism: Fukomys damarensis (Damara mole-rat)
Lineage: Eukaryota; Metazoa; Chordata; Mammalia; Rodentia; Bathyergidae
Product: olfactory receptor 7G2
Exons: 2
Coding region: 1-921 (306 amino acids)
Biological process (GO): G protein-coupled receptor signaling pathway
Cellular component (GO): membrane
Molecular function (GO): olfactory receptor activity; G protein-coupled receptor activity
Source: RefSeq, a predicted model, not a curated record
AUGAAACCUAUAAACCAAACAACUGCUUCAGGAUUCCUUCUGCUGGGACUGACAGAUGGCCCAGGGCUGCAGCCCCUCGUCUUCAGCCUGUUCCUGGUUAUCUACCUGGUCACCAUCCUGGGAAACCUGCUCAUCAUCCUGGCCGUCAGCUCUGACUCCCACCUCCACACCCCCAUGUACUUCUUCCUCUCCAACUUGUCUUUUGCUGACAUCUGUAUAAGCAACACCACCAUCCCAAAGAUGCUGGUGAACAUGCAAAUACAGGACCGUAACAUCUCUUACACAGGCUGCUUCUCCCAGAGCUGCUUUGUCUUGAUUUUUGGUGGAUUAGAAAACUGUCUCCUCGCAGUGAUGGCCUAUGACCGCUAUGUGGCCAUCUGUCACCCUCUGAGGUACACGGUCAUCAUGAAGCCCCGACUCUGCAUUCUGCAGGUUCUACUCUCCCUGCUCGUUACUACUGUGAAUGCCCUGCUCCACACUCUGAUGGCACUGCGGCUGUCCUUCUGCACAGAGCUGCAAAUCCCUCACUUCUUCUGUGAACUUACUCAGGUCAUCAAGCUCACCUGUUCUGAUACCUUCAUCAAUACCCUUCUGAUAUAUUCGGUGACUAGCCUAUUUGCUGGUAUUCCUCUCUCUGGGAUUAUUUUCUCUUAUACUCAAAUCAUCUCCUCUGUUUUGAGGAUUCCGUCAGUGGGGGGAAGGUAUAAAGCCUUUUCCACUUGUGGGUCUCAUCUUUCAGUUGUGACCUUGUUCUAUGCGACAGCUUUUGGAGUCUACAUGAGUUCCGCAGUUACUGACUCCUCCAUUAAGAAUGUAGUGGCUUCAGUGAUGUACAUUGUGAUCCCUCAAAUGCUAAACCCUUUUAUCUACAGUUUGAAAAGCAGGGAAAUACAGGGAGCUUUGAGACAUCUUAUUUAUUAG